Molecule: messenger RNA, 1815 nt
Organism: Phaedon cochleariae (mustard beetle)
Lineage: Eukaryota; Metazoa; Arthropoda; Insecta; Coleoptera; Chrysomelidae
Source: the annotation of a GenBank genome assembly
AUGAGUAGUGGAAGUCACCAAUAUUUACAAAAUGCAAAUCAAAAGAAUAUCCCUUCAAGACCAGGGGAAAUCGAACAUUCAGCACAAGUUUCAGAACAUCUGGCUGCUUUAUUCUUAGAACAAGUACAUUCAGAUGUCACCCUGAUAGUUGAAGGACAAAAACUUGGCGCCCAUAAGGUCAUAUUAGCAGCUCGAAGUAAAUAUUUCAGGGCAUUACUUUAUGGUGGCCUCAAAGAAUCAAGCCAAACUGAAAUUGUACUUCCAGAUGCACCGUUUGAGGCAUUCAGAGUACUCCUGAAAUACAUAUACACAGGUCUGAUGUCUCUUUCACUCUUGAAAGAAGAAGUUAUACUUGAUACUCUUGGAUUAGCACACCAGUAUGGAUUUCAGGACCUAGAAUCUGCCAUAUCUGAAAACCUUAGGCAGAUGCUUGCUUUAGGAAAUGUUUGUGCCAUACUGGACACUGCUCAUUUAUAUGGCCUGGAAAAACUUGUCAAAGUGUGUCAUUGCUUUUUGGAGAAACAUGCCAGUGAGAUUUUGCUGCAGGACUCUUUUCUACAACUGUCUCAGACCUCUUUGACUGAGCUUCUACAACGUGACUCAUUUUUUGCCCCUGAAGUUGAAAUUUUUCGAGGUGUCUGUAAGUGGUGUAAAGUCAAUGAAGACAAGGAUGAUCUGGUCAUGAAAUGUGUGAGAUUACCUCUGAUGAGUGUGGCUGAUCUACUCUCUGUGGUCAGACCUGCAGGUCUGGUCAAACCUGAUGCUCUCCUAGAUGCAAUUGCUGAAAGGACAAAUAUCAGAUUGAGUAGUUUACCUCACAGAGGACAGUUGGUUCUGGAUGAGAAUGUGGCAAGUCCUAGACUGGGUUCAAAAGUGGUAUCUGGUGAACUCAUGGAAUACCUGCUAGAUGGUGACUACUACACCUAUGACAUGGAAAAAGGGUAUACCAGACAUGCCAUCAAUGGACCUGGAGACCAUGGUAUUGUAGUGAAAUUGGGCACACCUUCUAUCAUAAAUCACAUCAAAAUGUUGUUGUGGGACAGAGAUAUAAGGUCUUAUUCAUACUAUAUUGAGGUUUCUAUGGAACAAAAAGAUUGGGUUAGAGUCAUAGACUACAGUCAGUAUAGCUGCAGGUCUUGGCAACAAUUGUACUUCAAAAACAGGGUGGUUCAGUAUAUCAGAAUUGUUGGAACACAUAAUACUGUGAAUAAGGUGUUCCAUUUGGUUUCAUUUGAAACAAUGUACAAGCAAAAAUUGCCAAAAAUGGUGAAUGACAUCAUUUGCCCCAAUUACAAUGUGGCAACACUGGACAAGUGUGCGGUGGUGAUUGAAGGUGUCAGCCGAGCGAGAAAUGCUUUGCUGAACGGAGAUACCAAGCGCUAUUACAUAGAAUCUUCCAUGAACGUCUGGGAAUGGGAAAUGGUGGUCGAUAAUACCAGAGAGAACUGCAAAUCAUGGCAGGUGAUUCGAUUUCCGCCGAGGCCGGUGAUUUUCAUAAGGAUCGUCGGGACUCAUAAUACAGCCAAUGAGAUAUUCUCCCAAUUCGAUACGACUCAAAUUAAUAAGACAAAGACAAAGAUGCUCCCUCACAACCCACCGCUCUCCUUCUCGCCCGCACAACCACGCACCCGUCCGAUAACUCAACAGACAGCAUUACCCGUCCCAGCCGCUCAUUGGCCCCGAAACGCGGAUCCUCCUCAGACGCGCGUCCUCAUUGGCCCGCCUCAGGGCGGGGGGAGGGCCAAGGCCUACCCCCCUCUCACUCGCCGGAUCUCUUCUUCUUGUCAUCGGUCAGUCGCUCACGAACCUCCGUAG